GCCCGUGUGUGGCGGUUGUAUGUAAAUCGUCGUGAUUGUAAAUUUUAUCAUUUUUAUUUAUUUUGUAACGACUAUAAAUAUUUAAUCGUGCGAAACUAUUUUAUACGAUUUCUUUUUUAUUUUGCGCUCGUGUGGUUUCAAGUGUAGUGAAAUAUUAGUUGAGAUCGAUUCAAAAGGUGAUGUCGACGAUAGGUUCACCCCGAAUGGAUCGAUAUCGGUGACUCGGGUUUACUUUUUAUUUGCGUCACCGGAGGGUGGUUGAAGAUGGAAAAGUCGGCACGACCACGGACGGCUCUAAAUGAGUGUGUCAAGGUGGUGGUGCGAUGCAGACCGCUCUCGGAUAAGGAGAAAAACGAGGGUUUCGACGAGGUGAAGAAGACGUCACCACAUCGCUCGGAGCAGAAAUGGUACGAGCGUCUUUCCUCCAAGCCUUCGCCGGACAGUAAGAAGCUAAACUCUCCGUUACAGGUGGUGAAAGUAUGGGCAGAACGCGGCGCCGUGCAAGUGUACAACCCCAAGGGCCAGGACAAGCUGUUCACAUACGACGCCGCGUACGACUACACGGCCGAUACGCAAACCAUCUACGAUGAGAUGGUCCGUCCCUUGGUCGCGUCCGUCCUGGACGGUUUCAAUGGCUGCGUGUUUGCAUACGGGCAAACGGGCACGGGCAAAACGCACACGAUGGAGGGCACAGCGGACCAUGAGGGCAUUAUCCCGCGGGCCUUCCGGCACAUCUGGGCACACAUCGAGAACACGGCCUCCCCAGAUGUCACACAUCUCGUGUCGUGUUCAUACGUCGAGUUGUACUUGGAAGAUGUGAGGGACCUGCUGUCCAAAGACUCCAAGAAGCUUACCAUCAGAGGGCAGGAGUUGAACGGCUUCUACAUCCCCGAGAUGACGUCGGUGGUGUGCAAGUCAGCCGCGGAGAUGGUGCGCGCGAUGCGGGCCGGCAACCGCAACCGCGCGGCCGGCCGCACCGACAUGAACGAGCACUCGAGCCGCAGCCACGCCGUCUUCCUCGUCACCGUUGAGACCGCGCACCGCGACACCAACCGCAUACGUGUGGGCAAGCUCAACCUGGUGGACUUGGCGGGCAGUGAGCGGCAACGCAAGACGGGUGCGGGAGGAGAGAGACUCCGGGAGGCGGCGCGCAUCAACCAGGCGCUGUCCUCCCUCGGAAACGUCAUCUCCGCCCUCGCUGAGAACAGUCCCCAUGUGCCCUACAGAGACUCGAAGCUGACCCGCAUCCUGCAGGACUCCCUGGGCGGCAACAGCAAGACGAUCAUGAUCGCCAACAUCGGCCCCGCCUCCUACAACUACGAUGAAACCAUCACCACGCUGCGGUACGCGCACAGAGCCAAAGCGAUAAAGAACAAGCCAGUACGCAAUGAGGACCCGAAGGACGCCAAGCUGCGGGAGUACCAGGCGGAGAUCGAACGCCUGCGGACGCUUAUAGAGAUGCGGCGCGCGCAGGAGCGACGCAAGCGCGCGCCCCGGCCCAAACCGCGCACGCUACAGCCCAACGAACCCGAAGAAGAAACGGCGAGCAUCGAAAGCGAACACAUCUUAGCGGAAUCCACGAUAGAGCAAGAGAAAACCAAGACUGAAGAACUAGAACAUCAAAUCAAGUCCCUAGAAGAGAGAUUAGUGCAAGGCGGCGGGGGCAAGGACCUGAUCAACAACCUGAACGAGAGUCAACUAAUCCUGGAGCAGAGAAACACAGAGAUCGCGGAGAGGAAGAAGAGAGAAGUGGAGAUGCAGCAGAAGAUAGACUUGGAGGAAGAGACGACCACCAUCGUCACUAAUACGUUCGCUACGUUACAGCAGGAGGUGGAUCAUAAAACACAAAGAUUAAAGAAGUGCCUAUCAAAGUACGCUUGCCUCCGAGAAGAAAUGGUCGAACAGCGCGAAGCUCACGACUCUGAACGGCGAGAAAACGAGGCGCUUCAGGCCGCACUGAUAGCUGAACUGCGGAGACGGCUGUUGGUAGCGGACAGCUUCGUGCCUGAAGCGGGCCGCUCCACUGUGCUGCGGUUACGAUACAAUGACGAUACUGAUGCUUGGGAGUUGCCGGAACAUAGUGGGGCCGAGCCUCUGGCCACCCGGCCGCUGGCACACAGCGGCACGCGGCGCCCCACCUGUGCCCUGGCGCUGAAUAGCGCGGAGCCGCGGCGACGAUGUCAUCACCUCUUGGACCUUCGUCCUAUACCGCUGCCCCCCACCGCGCGUCGAUAUGUACCUCCCCCGCCGCCGCCCGCCAAACCCAAGGCAAUCGAACCAGUUCCAGUACCAGUGAAGAAAGAACUCCCAACUGAAAACCGACGAAUGAGUGCCCGCACGCGAGCGCCUUCCGCUCACCACCGUCUCGGUACCGCUGGCGUGCGGUAGGCCUCCGCCCCUCAACAGAGCCCUAAACAGACACACCGGACCUUACAUUGCUGCGAGGUCCAAAUCGUGACAGAUAUACCGGACCUAACAUUGCUGAUAGGUUAAAAUCGUAACUGAUUUACCGGACCUAACAUUGCUGAUAGGUCCAAACCGUAACAGGUGCAUCGGACCUAAUUUUGCUACAAGGUUCAAACCAUAGAAAAACUACUUAGUAUACGAUCAAAAUACGGGGUACUCAUACGACAGAGCCCUCUAACAGAUACACUGAACCUAAUGAGAUCCAAACCAUAGAAAAACUGUAUGAUCAAAACGUCCUCUAAUAAAUAUCCUAGACCUUACACUGCUGCGAGAUGCAAACCAUACGAAAACUAAGAUACUAUGCGAUUCAAAUUCCCUCUAAAUAAGUAUUUAAAAAAAAAUGUUGAUAUUAACGACGCAACCACUGUUUGCGUCCAAAACGACUGUCAUGUGAAAAAGCAAAGCAUCGUUAUACCUAGUAAUAAUCAAAUUAAAACAUAGAUUAAAAAAUAUCCUAUACCGAAUCGGUCCAUAAAAUAAUAAUGUUAUAAAGUUGUAAAUUACAAAAUGUAAACUUACGAGACGUUAGUAUAAAACCAGCUUUUGCCAGAUAAUAAGAAAAUCGACUAUCUUGCCUAUGUGUAGUUUUUAUUUUUUAAUGUAAACUACUAACGCUGGUUUUGCAACUGCAACUAGAUGUUUGUGCUAGUUGCACAAAAAAACAGUCUUAUUUAGAAACAGUUUGUUUGCUUUCCCAGCUUGCAUUAUUUCAUAAAUUGCUGCAGUUAAUUUGGCAAGUUGCAUUUUUAUCUUUAGUUGCUAGUUGCAGUUGCAAAAUGGUCCUAAGCGUGCGCAGAUAUUUAAGUUCGGUGCAUAAUGGUUACGAUAUUUUUAUGCGACAUGGAGGUAACAUGAUAUAACUGUUAAGUGCGAUUGCUUUUUUCGCGACGCGUGCGUUCCACUCCAAAUAUACAGUAUUGUGCCGACACGCUUUGCUCAGUGCUUAUAAUUCUCUAUUACAUUGAAAUCAUGCAUUUUUGACACCAUUUUGACGUCAAAAAUUGCGCUUACGGGUGUAUUUCGAUUUGAUAGCGAUUCAAAGCUCAGUAUCGUUACGUUUUAUUGUAUCUAAAUUAUAGAUAGUCCUACGGUGUAUACAGAACUACGGAUGUGUAAAUAGUACUAUUGUAAUGUGUGUUAUGGCUCUCCCUAGCAUAUGCGAUAUUCCGGCUGAAAUAUCGACAGAUUUGUACUGAACUCAAUCGUUAUUCGAUUUCAUGAUAGAAUCAUAGAUCUAUUUACAUAGUACACUAGACGGUUGACGACGUUUUUGAAACAACUUGAUUAUCGCCAUUUUGGCGCUGAUAGCAACA
Maniola jurtina (meadow brown) is the source of this 3779-nucleotide messenger RNA. Its product is annotated as kinesin-like protein Klp68D. Lineage: Eukaryota; Metazoa; Arthropoda; Insecta; Lepidoptera; Nymphalidae. The record is from RefSeq and is a predicted model, not a curated record. The coding region runs from base 265 to 2388 and encodes 707 amino acids. Gene Ontology annotation, biological process: microtubule-based movement. The transcript is spliced from 12 exons. Gene Ontology annotation, molecular function: microtubule motor activity; microtubule binding; ATP binding.